GAGACAGGGCAGCGCACCAGCACGAAUGCCAAGGCAAGUAGUGACAAUAAGAAAGCCAAAAAGGACACCAGUCGCAAACGUGCCACAACCGGGCCAAGUCGGUUCUUUUUGCCGCGCUCAACCAUGUCAGACUCAGACGACUCUGUGGACUACGAUCCCAAUCCCAUUCCCGGCUUUGAUUCCUUCACUGGUUUGCCCAAGAGAAUAAGUGGGCCCAAGAAAGUGACCCAAAACACAGUCGCAGGAACAGCCGCAGCAUCGGCUGCUGGGUUUCUAGUCAUGGGGCCAGUGGGUGCCGUCAUUGCUGGCGGAAGUGCAUUUACUGUUUUAAAGCGUCCUAAACUACACCAAACACCAUGGACACAUACGGGUGAUCUCAACUAUCGUGUGGCGUUGGACUAUCAUAUCCCUGAGGCCGUUGGGUGGAGCCACGAGAAGAAGUGGGCACACGUGACGCAGAUGGUCAAAGACGGCAAGUCCAAAGAACUGUUGGCGUACGACGAACUCAUCCACGAGCACGCCGCCAUGCGCGUCUUUGGCAAUUUCCAAGAAGGUGUGUGGGCCUCACUCAAACCCAAAACCUAA
Sphaeroforma arctica JP610 is the source of this 585-nucleotide messenger RNA. RefSeq lists its product as hypothetical. Lineage: Eukaryota; Ichthyosporea; Ichthyophonida. The record is from RefSeq and is a predicted model, not a curated record. The annotation marks the transcript as partial. The transcript is spliced from 5 exons.